This is a messenger RNA of Polistes canadensis, 1276 nucleotides long. It is a transcript of the gene Ttc1, whose product is annotated as tetratricopeptide repeat protein 1. The record is from RefSeq and is a predicted model, not a curated record. Bases 179 to 1027 code for a protein of 282 amino acids. Lineage: Eukaryota; Metazoa; Arthropoda; Insecta; Hymenoptera; Vespidae. The transcript is spliced from 4 exons. Gene Ontology annotation, molecular function: protein binding.
GUUAAUGUACAAAGUACACCAUCUAUCGGUAGCAUGUUGAAUAAAAUGAAAUCAUCAACAGAAAAAACCUUUAUUUCGUUUGACAUAUAAUUUCAGUUGUCUUUAAGUGUAUGUAACUAUACAAGAUCGACCUUGUAACAAAAACGUGUUUAAAGUAAAAAUAAUAAAAAGUAUAAAUAUGGAUAACAAAUGUGGCACCAUAAAAACUAACGAGGAAAUCAUAGAAGAACUUACGAGAGAUCUGGAAAGUUCCAUAAAUGUGGAUGACGAUGAAAAUUCAAUAACCAAAGAAACUCGAUAUCAAUCGAGUGAAAGAAAUAAAAGUAGUUUAUCGGAGGAAUCUAAUAAAGAUUUAAAUAAUCACGGUGAUUCUAAUGGUAACGAGAAGGAUGACAAUGCAGAUAGUAAGAAGACUAAUGCUGACAAUAUAGAUGAAGAAUUUCUUAAAAAAAGAGAAGAAAAUCUCAGCGAGACUGAGAAAGUAACUCUUAAAGAUGAAGCAGAGAAAAUUAAGAAUGAAGGCAACACUUCUUUCAAAGACGGAGACUAUAUAAAAGCUAUAUCCCUCUAUACGCAAGGUUUACAAACAUGUCCUUUAACAUAUAGUAAAGAACGUGCUAUUUUGUAUUCUAAUAGGGCAGCAGCUAAAAUAAAAUCUUUGGACGAAAAGGAAUCAGCUAUUUCUGAUUGUACAAAAGCGAUUGAAUUAAAUCCAAGCUACGUAAAAGCUUACAUUAGGAGAGCACAAUUGUACGAAGAGGUAGAUAAAUUAGAUGAAGCUUUAGAAGAUUACAAAAAAAUCUUAACAUUUGAUUCUAGUCACAGUGAAGCUAAUUAUGCAGUUAGAAGGUUGCCGCCUUUAAUAAAUGAAAGAAAUGAAAAAUUAAAGACGGAAAUGUUGGGUAAAUUAAAAGACCUUGGUAAUAUGGUAUUAAAACCAUUUGGUCUUUCGACGAAUAAUUUUGAAUUACAGAAAGAUCCAAAUAGCGGUGGGUAUUCUGUUAAAUUUCAUCAAACUCCUAGAUAACAAGCAUAACUUUAAUUUGUUUAACAAUAAACACAAAUAUAUGAUCUGGAGACAGUCAAUGGAUAAAACCGGACAUAUUUAUAAUAAUCUACACGAAUAUCGUUAAAUACUUCGUUCCUUAUUAUAAAAAGAUGUAUACAUUGUAAACAUAAAUGGCUAAAAUAAAUAUUAAAUUGUAAUAGAUUAAGAAAAAGAUAAUCUUGCAAUCUUAAAAAAGAUAAUUAAAAAUAAAAAAUAUUGUGUCCUAGU